Molecule: messenger RNA, 3305 nt
Organism: Drosophila sulfurigaster albostrigata
Lineage: Eukaryota; Metazoa; Arthropoda; Insecta; Diptera; Drosophilidae
Molecular function (GO): UDP-glycosyltransferase activity
Source: RefSeq, a predicted model, not a curated record
UGGUAGCUUUGUUACUGGAAAUAAUAUCAAAAUGCAGCUGCUCUAUUUGUGCACUUUAUUGUUGGCCAGUCUUGGCCAUGUGUUUGGCUACUCCUACUUGAUGGUUAUGCCAACAACAGCCAAGUCGCAUUUCUAUGUUGGACAAGCUCUGGCCAAGGGAUUGGUGGCUGCAGGACACGAAGUGACGGUGGUCUCGGCAUUUCCACAAAGGAAACCUAUUAAAAACUUAUUGGAUGUACCCUUGCCGGGCAUAAUACCCGUUAUGGCUGCGCACAAGGCGCGAAUACUCGAGAACGCAAAGAAGCCUCUUAUAAAACGUCUGCCUACUUUCCAUGGAAUGGGUCUGGACAUAACCAGAGCUUUGCUGGAGGAACCAGCUGUUCAAACACUUCUCAAAGAAAAUCGCACCUAUGAUGCAGUUAUAUGCGAGGUCUUCAUAAACGAGGCGCAUUUUGGAUUUGCAGAACAUUUCAAUGCACCACUCAUCGGACUCAGUACAUUUGGCGCCUCCUCGUGGACUACUGACAUGGUUGGCACACCUUCGCCGCUCUCGUAUGUGCCAAAUGUUAUGCUGCAGUUCAGUGAUCGAAUGAGUUUCUGGGAACGCACUCACAAUUUCCUAUACUCAGCCUACGAGUUUGCCUAUCAGCGAUUAUUCUAUCUGCCCAGGCAGGAGCAGCUCUAUCGCAAAUUCUUUCCGAACAACAAGCAAGACUUCUACAAGAUGCGUGGAAAUGCGUCACUUGUGCUGCUAAACAAUCAUGUUUCACUCAGUUUUCCACGACCAUAUGCACCCAACAUGAUUGAAGUGGGUGGCAUGCAUGUGCAACGCCAACGCAAACCGUUGCCCCAAGACAUCGAGAAGUUCAUUAACGGUGCCAAAGACGGUGUCAUCUACUUCUCCAUGGGCUCCAAUUUGCGGAGCGCCGACCUGCCAAAGCCCAAACGCGAUGCGUUGAUUGCCACAUUCCGUGGACUGAAGCAGCGCGUGUUGUGGAAAUUUGAGGAUAAAGAUUUACCCGACAAACCAGAGAAUGUCUUCAUCUCAACGUGGUUCCCCCAGGACGAUGUAUUGGCACAUGAGAAUGUCAAAUUGUUCAUCACCCAUGGCGGUCUGCUGAGCACCACCGAAUCGAUUUAUCAUGGCACGCCUGUGUUGGGUAUUCCCAUGUUCGGUGAUCAGUUCAUGAAUAUGGCACGUGCCGAACAGUCUGGCUACGGAGCUGCAGUCAGAUUUGAUCAACUAACAGCCGAAAAGUUACGCAGUGCAAUAGAUAAGAUAAUCGGAGAUCCCAGCUAUACGAUUCAGGUGCGUGCCAUGUCUGAGAGGUUCCGUGACCAGCACGAAACACCUUUGGAACGUGCUGUCUAUUGGGUGGAGCAUGUGACUAGGCAAAAAGGUGCCAAGUACCUUCGUAGUGCCUCACAAGAUUUAUCGUUCAUACAGUACAAUAAUCUGGAUGUGCUAGCACUGAUCUUUGGUGGGCUUAUCCUAACUUUACUUACGAUUAUUGGCCUGUUGGUGUUCAUAGUCAAAUUCAUUAGAAACAAGAAAAGUCAGAAAAAGGUAAAAAGAAAUAUGUCACGCAAUAAAACCAGUUUGUACUCGCUCUUGCUGCUUGGGCUGCUGGGCUCCGUGACAGCUUAUAACUAUCUAAUGGUGCUUCCAACUGGUGCUCGAUCUCACUAUAAUGUCGGGUCAGCGUUGGCCAAAGGUUUGGCAGCCGCUGGUCAUCAGGUGACCUUGAUCUCGCCCUUCCCGCUCAAGAAACCUAUUCAGAAUAUUAAUGAUGUGCCCGUUCCAAAUAUUUUGAAAUCCAUGGGAGGUGACAUAGAUAAUUUACUGAAAAAAUCGGAACAGCCAAUUAUACAACAAAUUGUUGGAUUCUAUGACAUGGGUAUACGUAUAACCGAGACGGUGCUUCAAGAUCCAAUUGUUAAGAAAUUGAAAGAUUCCAAUCAGACUUUUGAUGCAGUUAUCAACGAAGUAUUUCUGAACGAAGCGCAUUUUGGAUUUGCUGAGCAUUUCAACGCACCACUUAUUGGUCUCGGCACUUUUGGCGCCAUCAGCUGGAACACUGAUAUGGUUGGCUCGCCAUCGCCCGCCUCUUAUGUACCUCAUGCACUGCUCAAAUUCUCCGAUCACAUGUCGUUCGUCGAAAGAGUCAUCAAUUUGGCCUUCCUCACCUACGAGUAUUUGUUCAUGAAGUUCUACUACUUGCCACAACAGGAACAACUCUUCAACAAAUACUUUCCCAAUAACAAACAAGAUUUCUAUGAGACGCGCAGUAAUGCAGCCUUGGUUUUGCUCAAUCAGCAUGUUUCACUGAGCUCCCCCCGGCCAUAUUCACCCAAUAUGAUCGAAGUGGGUGGCAUGCACAUUCAACGCAAUCGCAGUCCACUGCCCAAGGACAUCGAAGAGUUCAUCAAGGGUGCUAAACAUGGUGUCAUUUACUUCUCCAUGGGAUCUAACCUAAAGAGCAAAAAUCUACCACAAGAAAAGCGACAAGCUUUAAUUGACACUUUCAGCCAGCUGAAGCAACGCGUGCUGUGGAAAUUUGAAGAACCCAAUUUGCCGGGUAAACCAGAGAAUGUCUUUAUCUCGGACUGGUUCCCACAGGACGAUAUAUUGGCCCACGAGAAUGUCAAAUUAUUCAUCACACACGGCGGUCUGCUCAGCACCACAGAAUCGAUUUAUCAUGGCAAACCAUUUGUGGGUAUUCCCAUUUUUGGUGAUCAAUUCCUUAAUAUGGCACGUGCUGAGCAAAAUGGCUAUGGCAAGACAGUUAACUAUGAAGAGCUAACAACGGCAAGAUUACUGGCGGCUAUCAACAAGCUGCUUCAAGAGCCGCAGGCCAUUGAACUGGUCAAAGACAUGUCCGCUCGCUAUAGAGAUCAGCCACAACUGCCACUGGAACGUGCUGUCUACUGGGUGGAACAUGUGACCAGGCAUAAGGGUGCCAAGUAUUUGCGAAGUGCAUCCCAGGAUCUCGAUUUUGUGCAAUAUCAUAACCUGGAUGCUAUUCUAGUCCUCUAUGGCGGCAUCUUAUUUGUGCUCUAUUGUAUUCUAUUGCUCAUACGCCGGGCAUGGGGAGCACUGCAGAAUUUAUUCUUGGGUCGCCAGACAGCAAAAGCAAAAGUGAAACGUAAUUGAGAGAAGGUUCAAGAUUAAGUAUUAUAAGAUAGUCUGUGUGUGUAUAUUGUCGAUAAGUUCCAGCCACACUUUAAGUGUUUGAUUUUGCUAAUAAAAAUUGCAGCGAGAGGUCGGUUUGGGUUGCCGCCGGCAUUGAGAUUGUAAAAUAAAA